Molecule: messenger RNA, 330 nt
Organism: Coccinella septempunctata (seven-spotted ladybird)
Lineage: Eukaryota; Metazoa; Arthropoda; Insecta; Coleoptera; Coccinellidae
Product: ice-structuring glycoprotein 3-like
Exons: 2
Coding region: 54-224 (56 amino acids)
Source: RefSeq, a predicted model, not a curated record
UUGUAUAAAAGUCUACCCUGUUUUCAAAUGGAAUCAGUCAAAAAUUCAAUACCAUGAACUUCUAUGCACUUUUAGCUUUUGCAGCAGCCAUGCUCAUGUUGCUGGCCAACCCUGCCGCCACCGCAACCUUGGCCACCGCGGCCACGGCCGCCACUGCGGCCACCGCAGCCUCCUCCGCCACCGCCGCCACCGCCGCCACCGCCGCCACCCCGGCACACAAGUAAACAGUGGCAGCUGAGCCUCACAAAACUACUCCAAAGCCGAAAUAAGUUGUUGAAUUCCGUUUUCUAAUGAUGUCAGUGAAAACACGAAAUAAAUGAAUGACUCAUA